Molecule: messenger RNA, 4493 nt
Organism: Hydractinia symbiolongicarpus
Lineage: Eukaryota; Metazoa; Cnidaria; Hydrozoa; Anthoathecata; Hydractiniidae
Product: lactoperoxidase-like
Exons: 2
Coding region: 1957-3078 (373 amino acids)
Biological process (GO): response to oxidative stress
Molecular function (GO): peroxidase activity; heme binding
Source: RefSeq, a predicted model, not a curated record
GAAUGUACAUGAAGGGUGCAAAUAUAGAUUUCUCAACAGAUCAAGGACUAGUGUUUCUAAAUUUUUGUUUAGGAAGGUCAUCCUUCUCAAAUUGUGUUUAUUGCUCUCUUAGAAAACAAAACACGUAAGCAGAAAUUUUAAUUCGGUGUGGGAUAACAACUUUAUUUAGAUUCAACUUAGUCAGAACAUAAUUAAGCAUAAGGAAGUGCGUCUUAUUUAGUUUGUUUCAAAACGAAUGUAAAAAUAUGAUUACGGUUUUGUUACAUAAUUGGAAUUUGUACGGAUUGUUACCUUUGUUAUGCUACCCGUGCAGUUUUGGUGUCUGCAAGAGAUUCGUUUCGUAUAUAGUCAUUGUUUUUCACUUUAUGCCACUUAAUUUUUAAGCAUUUUAACUUACUUUUUUUCUUGUGUUUGACUAUCCUGCUCUGUGGUCGAGUAUAGGAAGUCACAAAAAGUCAUGAUUUACAAUUUUUUUCCGGCCGCCAUAACAAGAACAAAUUAUGUUACAUUAUUUACAACAUAUUUUUGCAUCUUGCAAUAUUACAUUACAAAAACAGUUUCAUGCGUUUAAAAUUUUUUAAAUAGAAAUGGCUGACAUUGUAUCCCUUUAUAUAAACAUUGCGUCAAAAUAAAAAAGCUCUGUUUCUUUAAAACAUUGAAAAAUUGUGAAACGAAACAAAAAUCAUAGUAGUACUCGAUGACAGUAAUUUAGGACACUUCAUUGACAGAGUUCGGUAUACAACCGUCUGGCUUGGAAAGAAAUUAGCGAUGCUUCCUGUAUCAUAAAAUGUAUGAUUUCCGCGGGCAGUAUAUAUCCUGGAGUUUAUUUUUGCUAUUUAAAACAAUGACAACGCAUUUUAAUCAUCGAGUUCAUGUUUCUCCAACGUCAUCAAAUUCACGAAAGCGGAAUCAGGUAAAAUUGCUUUGGUAAAGACAAAAAGUAUAAAUACUGCUAGCAGAUACUAGUUUUCUUCACACAGCUUUCAGGCUUCUAACAAGAAGAACAAAUUGAAAGCACUAACAAAGGAAUACUGUACGAAAUUAAUAGGUUUAGUGAACAAACUAAGAAGACGAAGAUGACAUCUUUACUGCUGUUGCUCAUUUGCCAUGCUGUAUUUUGUCAAGGUAAGUUCGUGUUUUUUCUUUACGUUAACUAUUUUAAAGGUUUUAGAGGUUAGAGUUGUAAAUAUUAGAAUUUUUUUUCAGAAACUCCAUUUAAUCCUGGGGAUACAUUUGCAAACUGUAUUUCCGUGGUUCCAGAACCGACAUGUGACUUCUUCAGAUUGUUGAAAGGAUUCCGAACAGUUGAUGGUACCUGUAAUAACCUUGAGAAGGUAACACUAGGAGCUGCCAACACACCAUUAGCUCGAUUAGCAGGUAAGUAGACCAAGACCAUAGUUAUAAUGCACAAAAAUACACGACUUUUUAUAUCAAAGCAACGUAACUUUUGUUUCUUUAGCUGCAAACUAUGCCGAUGGACUUGAUACACCUCGUGGAUUUCCUCAAACUACUCCAGUUGUACCAACAGCUCGUGAAGUUCUGAUGCAGUGUUUCGAGUACAACGUCGCAACAUACAAAGAGCAAGGAGAGGUUUAUCAGCAAUGUUUAUGGCAUUUGGACAGUUACUUGAUCACGAUAUCGGACUAACUACGCAUCCAUCUUGUGAUGUCUCAGCAGGAUGUGGAUCUAUUGAGGCCUUUACGUAUCCAUGCUUUCCUAUACUGAGGACAAAAACUGGCAGUGCAUGCACGUCGUUUCCACGGUCGAUUCCAGUGUGUCAACCCUCAGGUUCACCACGAACAACAAGACAACAAAUUAAUGUCCUCUCCUCUUACCUUGAUCUCGGACAAGUUUACAGUAACGAUUUGGAAAUUCACAACAGUUUACGACAGUUGGAUGGUAAGUUAGAAUUUUCUCUUGUGUAAUAAUUGCAAAUAAGUUAAAUGGUCUUCUUCAAUGACACAAGUAUUUACGUCAAUUUUAGGAACCGGUUUGAUGAGAGUAACACCAGACAAUUUGCUCCCAGUUAAAAUUCCAGCAACAGACCCUGAAUGUAACAACCCUGGCGGCUGUGCAUUGGUUGGUGACGAAAGAGGAGAUGAAAAUAUUGCUUUACACACGAUGCAUACCAUCUUUGUCAGAAGUCACAACUAUCUGGCCAAAAAGUUAAAGAAGAUUGCAAGAGUAUGGAAUGAAAAGUUACUGUUUGAAACAGCUAGAAAAAUAAAUAUCGCUAUUUGGCAACGAAUGGUUUACGAAGAAUUUCUGCCGAAUAUUGUCGAUCUGAGUCCUUAUCAAGGGUACAAUGCAUCAGUUGAUCCUAGUAUAUUAAACGUCUUUUCAACUGCAGCAUUUAGGUUUGGUCACAGUUUGAUCCCGAACGCAUGGGCUCAACUUAACAAUGCCUAUGAAAAGGCAUUUGAUGACAUCUCACUUCAAGCAUCAUUCUCUGAUACUCGACCAAUUCGCGAACGUGGAAUAGAGUCGACAGCAUUUGGGUUACUAGCAAAUCAAUCACAAAGGGUUGAUGCAACCUUUGCUUUUGGUAUUAUUCGACGAUUAUUUGUUCCUGUUGGAGAAACUAGACGUGAAGAUUUGACUGCACUAAAUAUUCAGAGAGGACGAGACCAUGGAUUGCCAACUUACGGGACUUGGAGAAGUGUAUGUAAUCUACCAGCUGUCAACACCUUUGACGAUUUGGUAGGAAUUAUGCCGAAUCGAACAAUCAACAAUCUGAAAGAAGUUUACAGUAGUCCAAACGAUAUAGAUAUAUUUGCAGCUGGUAUGGCAGAGAGACGUACCAAUGGAAAAAUGCUGGGUCCAACAUUUCAGUGUAUUCAAAGAAUUCAGUUCGAACGAUUGAGAGAUGGUGAUCGAUUUUUCUACGAACGGGAAGGCGUCUUUACAACUGCUCAAAAAGCUGAAAUAAAGAAGAUGACACUAUCAAAAGUUUUGUGCAACACAUUAAAUGGAAUUGUAUCAAUUCAAGAAAAUGCUCUACAAGCUGCUACAUCAACAACUAUUCGAAAAUCAUGCGAUAGCAUACCUGGGUUAGAUUUCCAGAAAUGGCUUUAUUAAACGAAUCAAGUUUUUAUUCAGUAAUAAGUAAUUUAGUUAACAUUCCAAUGAAAGGUGUAUGAUUAUUUUGCCGUAAUAAUAACUUAUUUUGUUAAUUUUUAUUUUGAUAUUAUUUUGAUGGUUUAAUCUGGUAUUCUUCCACCUUGAAGAUUCAAACAGUUUAUUUGUUUUCCUAUUCAGUAAGUAGCUACAGGUUCAAAGCUUCGAGUUCAAAAUGACUUUGAGUGGUGGGAUAUCCUUUGGGUUUUUUUUUAGGCAAUAUUCGCAUUUGGACUCUUAUUAUAUACCAACCGUUUUGAUUGUGAAAGAUCUUCUAAGAAUUCAGUUUAGCAGUUGAGAGUGAAACUGUGUACAAACUAAUCGUGGAUAAAAAUAAGAUGCCUAGUUGUGCGUUUGUCUUCUUAGAAAAUUAAGGCCUUCCAUGUAAGGACUGUAUUUAGUAGUAAUAUGUAUUUAAAAUCUUUCACGAAAUGCUGGUCUAAAGGCCCUUCGGAGCCUUUGGAGUCGUUACUGAGGGCAUGAAAAGAGGCCAACGGAAACAUAACCUUUUUUCGGCCUUCCAGAGUCGGAUACAGCCGCACAAAGAUGGAAGUUUUUCCACACCAUAAAAUGGAAAAACAAAUAUAUAUAGGCCAUUCGAUAAGAGUUAAAUGUAAAAGAGAAAAUGGUUAAUUAUUGAAGUGUAGCUGAACACGGAGGAUUGGCGUACUCUGUAACAAUAAUAAUCUUAUUUGCUGUGUUUGGAAUGGUUUCUGGCAGUUUUAUUUCGUAACCCCCAGCAAAUUAAUUUAUUAUGCCGAAGAGACCCGUGGAAUGUUUUGUUAGUUAACGACUAGUUUUGGAAAUAGGGCAUUGCUCCAUUGCAAUCCUGUAUGAAAUUGUUAUUUUUGUCGAUAGUAUAUUUUGUGUCAGUUGGAGAUAAAGUAGAAGAAGAAAAAAGAAUAAAUAUCAAAAAAAGAAAAAGAAGUCAGUUUUUAUUUCAAAUAAAGUUAUCUCAAACAUUUGAGACUAACAAUUUACACGUUUCAACCAGAAAAAAGGUUAUUAUUAUCUAUAAAAUUUAUAAUAUUUUUUUCCUUUUCUAUAUUUUUAAUCACACUCUGUCAAGAGAGUAUUUUGAAAGCCGAUUAGAUGAGCCGUAUUGCGACAAGCUGAGCUAUUAAAAUUCAGUCUGAACUUAUGUCGUUUAUAUUCUAUACAGACCACGUUAAACCGUACUGAGCUGUGGCUAAGUUAGAACUGAGUAACUGGUGCUAACACCCUGAUUACCUGUAGUGCCGCUAAGAUAACAUUAUUGAUUCACUGUUGAGCAAAUAUGAAAUCAAUGCUUAAGUAUCUAUAUGAUUUACUUUCAUUCACAUAUGAGUCAAAACUUCAUAUCAAUGCAGGAACUAAUCUUGCACGGUAAUUUUAAU